GCCGACGUCUCCAUCAAUGUCGUCUCAUCCGCAUCCGAAUCGGAACGCAGAAUCUCACCCGCAUGGACUUUAGCCCAGUUCAAGACCCGCCUGGAACCUAUCACGGGGAUCCCGAGCGGCUCGCAGAAGCUCGAGCUGCGUUCUGACGUCGCUUCGGUCGAGCUCAGUGCACCCGACGACGAUGCAGUUAUGUUGGCUGCUUUCCCACUCCGGGAAUACAACGAGAUAUAUGUCCACGAUCUCCGGCCUCCGUCUGCUCGUCCCAACUACACCGACCUCUCCGCCGUCGAAAAAUACAUUAUGCCCGAGGACACCUACGCCUCCCUCUCCGACUCCGUACUCCGGUACAAGCAAACCAACAAACUCGGCCGCUUCGCCCCCACCGACCCAUCCACCGCCGGUCCCUCUCCCGCCGGUCCCUCUCCCGCCGAUCUCCACGCCGCGUCCAUCCAGGACCGCAACAUCACCGUCGGUGCGCGGUGUUUCGUCGGCGGCGAUGAGGCGCGCCGGGGCACGGUGAAGUUCGUUGGGGCGGUGCCGCAGUUGCCUGGACCGGAGGGCGCGCCGUGGGUGGGGGUGGAGCUGGAUGAGCCGACGGGGAAGAAUGAUGGGAGGGUGGCGGGGAAGCGGUAUUUCGAUUGUGGGGAGAAGAGAGGGGCGUUUGCAAGGGGGGAUAGGAUUACGGUGGGGGAUUACCCGGAGUUGGGGUUGGAUUUCGGGGAGGAGAUGGAGGAGAUUUAG
Messenger RNA from Eremomyces bilateralis CBS 781.70, 741 nucleotides. RefSeq lists its product as uncharacterized. The annotation marks the transcript as partial. NCBI's taxonomy places the organism in Eukaryota, Fungi, Ascomycota, Dothideomycetes, Eremomycetales, Eremomycetaceae. Gene Ontology annotation, molecular function: alpha-tubulin binding; microtubule plus-end binding. Gene Ontology annotation, cellular component: microtubule plus-end; nucleus; cytoplasm. The record is from RefSeq and is a predicted model, not a curated record. Gene Ontology annotation, biological process: post-chaperonin tubulin folding pathway; cytoplasmic microtubule organization; tubulin complex assembly. The transcript is spliced from 2 exons.